Molecule: messenger RNA, 1184 nt
Organism: Scylla paramamosain (green mud crab)
Lineage: Eukaryota; Metazoa; Arthropoda; Malacostraca; Decapoda; Portunidae
Exons: 4
Coding region: 144-743 (199 amino acids)
Biological process (GO): lymphocyte proliferation; negative regulation of gene expression via chromosomal CpG island methylation; pericentric heterochromatin formation
Cellular component (GO): pericentric heterochromatin; nucleus
Molecular function (GO): chromatin binding; ATP binding; ATP-dependent chromatin remodeler activity
Source: RefSeq, a predicted model, not a curated record
ACUGCUCCCAACCCCUACAGGUGGCCAUCAGGGACGUCAAGGCUCUCCAGCAGCACACCAGGAGAUACUUGUGUGUGGACGAGGGACAUGGACUCAAGAACCACGAGUGUAGGCUGACCAAGUCCCUGAACACCUUUCCCCCAAUGAACCGGCUGCUGCUGACUGGGACAGCCUUGCAGAAUAGCCUGAGAGAGCUCUGGGCCCUUCUGAAAUUCUUGAUACAGGAUAUUUUUUAUUCCCUCAGUGUUUUUGAGUCCUGCUUCAAUGUGGGGGAGAUGCAGGAGGGAAGUGAUGAGAGGAUUCUGAGGCAGGAACGGAAGGGCCAGGUUAUCUCCACUCUAAUGAAGGUCCCUGAACACCUUUCCCCCAUGAAUUGGCUGCUGUUUUUGGGGACACCCUUGCAGAACAGCCUAUCAGAGCUUUGGGCCCUUCUGAACUUCCUGAUGCUGGAUAUUUUUUAUUCCCUCGGUGUUUUUGAGUCCUGGUUUGAUGUGACGGAGAUGCAGGAGGAGGGAAGUGACGAGAGGAUUCUGAGACGUCUGUCUUGUGCUGGUGAAUGUCCUGUCUGCAGUCGGGCUGGUGGUGCCAGUGUCUCAGGCUCUGACGUCAGGAAGAGCCACAUAGAGGGUGUCUACAGCCAGGUGCUACAGCACACUACACUACUACUGGUGGAGUCAGCUGAAAUGGUUUGUCUAGUCCAGGAUGCAUUUCUGUACGACUUGUAUGUCUUUGCCAAUAAAUAAAUUUGUGACUAUUCUUAUAUAUGUGAAAUAAAUAUAAAGUUUGCUAACAAAUAAAUUUGUGACUAUUCUUAUAUAUGUGAAAUAUACAUGUGAAAUAAAUAUAAAGUUUGCUAACAAUGUGGUUUAGUGUAAAAUAUUAUUUGGUGGUAAUAAUUCAUGCCCAGAAGGUAAAAAACAAAGCCAGGAUUAUUAUUAUUAACUCGGUUUAUCCAAUUUGCACGUAGAAACCAAUGAGCAACUUUUAUCUUACUUAAACUUCUUGGUUUACAAGUUAAUCCUGUUUUUUUUUACCUUGAGGGCAUGAAUUGUACUCCCAGAAAAGGUUGUUUAUUUGCAGAAGAUAAUAUUGACAUAGUACACAAGAUGGUAUAUUGAAUUUUUAUUAUUUUUCUGCAUUUUUCCAGUGUAUGGUAAGUUAAUAAAAAUACACAACAGGAUAAA